AUGGCACAAGUAAAAGUCCUAACUAAAUUUGAAGGAAGACAAGAAGAAUAUUUUGGAGACCAUAGACAGGGGAUGACUUUUACCUUUUUUAAGUUUGUUUCCCAAGAAAAGGAUAACGGAGUUCCUAAAUAUGAAAUAUUUGUUAUGGCUUCGGAUCCAACUCAUCCAGUAAUGGAAGAAGUUAACAAAAACAGUGAUUUGUUAGCAAAAGGCAAGGAUAAAGCAAAAAGAUAUUUUUUCUCUGGUCAAACUCCCCAAUCUCCUCAUAGUAGCAUUAAAGAUGCUUCUAAAUAUCAAAAAGGCAAAGAGUUUAUUGAUGAGUUAGAAAGUGAACUAAAUAAGAAAACUGAGGCUAUUGUUAAUCGCACAUCCCAGCAAGAGCAGGAGUUAAAGGAUAAAAAGCAAGAAUUAGCCGAGUUAGAAAGGCAACAGCAAGGAGGAGAUCCAAAAAAUCCAACUAAUUACUGA
This is a messenger RNA of Racocetra persica, 468 nucleotides long. The record is from the annotation of a GenBank genome assembly. Lineage: Eukaryota; Fungi; Glomeromycota; Glomeromycetes; Diversisporales; Gigasporaceae.